This is a messenger RNA of Seminavis robusta, 2760 nucleotides long. The record is from the annotation of a GenBank genome assembly. Lineage: Eukaryota; Bacillariophyta; Bacillariophyceae; Naviculales; Naviculaceae.
AAGGUGCUCUUCCGCGAUCUUCCAACCUUGGCGCCACAAAAAUUGGGCCAAAUUUUCGCCAGAUGAAGAAGGAGAUCAAGAGCAGGUAGUUAUCUACGAAAGCCGACCAUUGCUACCAUUUUACAUACCUAUAAGAUGUCAGAUACCAUGCCGAUUCGACGGACACCCAAUAAAGGCAGCAGCCCCCCUCCCACCAAUUCUUCCCCCAUGAAGAAAAAUGGACAUCAUCAACUGAAUGGCUCCUCCCCCUCCCCGUUUCACGAUGGCAAGCCGAAGCCAAAGCGAUCCUGUUUGGAUACAGGUCGACUGUGUCUGUUACGGAAUCGAGGGAAACGUUGUUGGUGUGGGCUUAUGAUAUUGGUGACGUUAGUGGCUGGAUCGACCUUUGCCAUAAUGGCCAAAAUGGAAGAUCCCACCGAGUUUUUGCUAGACAAUAACACACGUCAACAACGGCUGAGAAUGGCCAUUGAGGAACUCCGUAAGGGCGGUGAAGAACUGCUAGACAAUAACACACUACAACAGCAGCUGAGAAUGGCCUUUGAGGAACUCCGGAUGGGCAGUGCAGAUCGAGUUUUAUACAACGAUGUGUCGCUGUCAUCCAAGACAUGGAAUAUACUCACGGGGAAUUCCCUCUUUCGACAAGCCGAGUAUCAAGCCAAGCCACGCAUGAUGGGAUUUCUGCUGGUGAAUUCUACCCGUGAGAGUUUAGCCGCCAAUUACAAUGUCAAUCGACGACGAAGUUCGGCUCUUGCCAAAUUGAAGAAAAAGCACACCAGUACUACUCGUCCAAAGUAUGUCCCAGAACAGUUUCAAGUCGCACGCAUCAAUCCGCACAAUCAUCGCGUAGUCGAGGUCGUUUCGGACCCAUCCAAACCAGCAUUGAAAACGAAAGUUCGAAAACCCUCUUGGUCCUUCCAAAAUAUCCUCGUCCGGGAAUUGGGAAAUGGCGUGGCGGAACAAAAAGAAAUUGCCCACAAUUCCAAAGACUACGAUAGGUACAAACCUGAUGAUACCGAGGAAGGCUGCGUCCCACAGUACGAUUGGCAAACCUUAUCCUUUCCCAAUUGCAAUUCACUACACGAAACUGAUAUCUUGACUCGCAUGAGAACCCUCAAUCAGGCCAAAAAACCCGAAUCGAAGCUCUUGGCUAGCGGUGGAUAUCGCGAUGUCUGGUUGGUCGAAAACAACGAUUUGCCACCCGACGUAUCGAGAGAACCCAUUGCCAUGAAAACAUUGCUCUAUGAGCAUCCCUGGUCGGAACGAAAUCAAGAUCGACAUCGACGAGAUGCACUCGCCACGGAUCGAUUGACGGGAUCGCCGUAUGCGCUCAAUCUGUACGGGUAUUGUGCCAAUACGGGAUUGUACGAAUUUGCCGCAGGGGGAUCCUUGGAGGAUGUCGUGGAUGACGAAGACGAGUGGAAGAAAUGGACACCCGUCAUCAAAAUGGUGUAUGCCUAUCAAGUGGCCAAUGCCAUUGCCGAUGUCCACAAUAUUGAUCGAGAGGGACAUCCCAGCAUGUCGCAUACCGAUAUCAGUAUGAGUCAGUUCGUAUCAACGGAUGAUGGAGAGACCUAUCAGAUUAAUGAUUUCAAUCGAGCGCGAUUCUUGUACCGGGCCAAGGAUGAUCCCAACGAGUUGUGUCCAUUUCAUGUCAGUAGUAACAAGGGCAAAUUCCGAAGUCCGGAAGAGUAUGCCUAUGAACCCGAAACUGCUGCCAUUGAUAAUUACAGCAUGGGGAAUAUCUUCUAUGUAAUCCUGACGGGGCAAUAUCCUUUUGAGGACAUGAAAAAGAAGGAUGCAAUGGAAGCGGUGAAAGAGGGCAAAAGACAGGAAAUUCCAGAAGAAUACAUGAAUAGUAAGAAUCCCAUGGUCAAGGCACUGGUGAAGGCCAUUCUCAAAUGCUGGGACCAAGAUCCCUCCAAGAGGGCCACUUCGAGACAAAUUCAACAAUUACUGAAACCCUUGGCUGAAAAAGCAAUACAAAACCAACAAGAAAAGCUGAAAGCUGAAAGAAAUCAACAACAGGAAGAUACUGAUGGGGAUGAGGAGAAACGAUAGGGUCACUGGAGCUUGCCCCUCAGCCCGUUUCUCGUCGGCUUAUUCAUAACCAGCACUGAGGGUAAACAAUGACAACUCGCUAUGCCUGUGGAGGAGAGUCGGUCAAUCUCGUGGGUGCGGUAGAUCCCCGCAAAUGUUAUCGGAGAGGCAUAGCUGUUGCUUUGGAAGCCCUGAUUCUUCAGUUAUUGCAGGCGAAGUAUUAUUAUUCAGCAAUCAUUAUAAUAAGCGCACACACCAAACGAAUAGUGGCUUCCCGUGGACGGGACCGUACCGGUGCCGUUGCAGUGGUGGCGAGAGGCAGUUCGAGAUACAUAGGCAAGCAAUUGUAAAAGUUGUGCCCACCAGCAACGGUAGCGCUGGUUACAACCGAUUUCGCUAGCUCGUUGGAGAAGCAAGGAAAAGCAACAACAGGCAAUUGUCAUGGAUCUGUUUGCUGUAGUUCUGGCUGGCUGAGAACACUGGUGACUACAUUCGCAUGGACGAAACCACUUGAAUGGGAAGGGAGCUGGUUGAGCCAGACACUUCGGCACUUCAACACUCGCGACAUUGAAGCCUUCUCUGACCACAACCGGUCUCAUGCGAAAUCAAAUGCACCAACGCAAAGCGGCGAAACAUAAAUCUUGCCAGAGACGCACUCCUCGACUCUUUGACUCGACUCGACUCCAUGGUUCUUCCGCACGUACCCGGAGAAUCUGAACUGUC